Hylaeus anthracinus is the source of this 5308-nucleotide messenger RNA. RefSeq lists its product as uncharacterized. The transcript has 15 exons. The coding region runs from base 513 to 4769 and encodes 1418 amino acids. The record is from RefSeq and is a predicted model, not a curated record. NCBI's taxonomy places the organism in Eukaryota, Metazoa, Arthropoda, Insecta, Hymenoptera, Colletidae. Gene Ontology annotation, molecular function: guanyl-nucleotide exchange factor activity; protein binding. Gene Ontology annotation, biological process: activation of GTPase activity.
AACGGGUACGGUUGAUUUGUCACUCGAUCGUUUCGAUCAGCUUUGAGGCAGAGACAGUGCGCGUUUCGCGGUCAUGUCGAUCGUUACGCAGCCGUGAUUCUCGAUCGAUUAGUGAGGUGAAUUAGAAACACGUGUGGACAGGCAUCGUAAAUAUAAUUUAUAUCAUGACAACGACGUGAUCGUGUCAAAGUUUGCUGUGCCCAGUGAUGUGCAAAUUCCAUCGUUAUCAAAUUAAUAGAAGAAAUAGUUGGGGUUUUCCUUAUUCGCGCUGCUACAUUCAGCGAUGAUGACAAGCGUAACUCAGAAAAGGACGGGACGGGACGAAUUGAUUCGCGAUGCAACAGUUUCUCGCGUGGUCGCCGAAACAUCGGAGACACGUGUGAAAGGACACGCUGCGCAUGCGCGAACGCAAUAUAUGCAAUGAUCGAAUCGAAAUUCCGUUGGAUUGCUGAAUAGUUGAUUUUUGAGAGGCGGUUGUUCGAACGAAAAGAUCGGCAGGAAACGACGAAAGAAUGAGCCUGUCGCCGGUUGCCAACAGAAGUUUCCUCCACGGGGAUCGUAAACAGUAUUCGACCUCUGAUAAGAUCGUUUACGCGACACUCGACAGCCUCGCUUUGAAAAGGGCACGGUUGCCUCUACAGUUGUUGCCUAUCGAUGGAAACAAAGUGGUUAUUGAGAAUGCUGGCAAAUCAAAGAAGAAAAAGAAGAAGAGCGUUUGCGACGAUGCGACCGCGAGAUCCAAGUCGAAGGUCGACGGGACGGCUGUUCUACCCGGCCAGCACGUUGGAGACUUGUUGGGAUCCACGACGCCUAACCAGGACGAAAUGCAGUCGAGGACUGUCGAAGAGGUAUCGAGCUCCGUCGUCGAACAUGUUGGAAGAAAUCCCACUCCUCCACAGCAAGUCGAUACCGAUAACAGCGCAGAUAAUACCGCGAUAAAAGUUGCAGAUUAUGAUCCAAUUGAUCAAUACUCGAACAACUCAUCCAACGAUGAAAACGCGCCGCUCUUCGACUUUGAACAUCUGAACGACCGAGCAGAAUCGGUAUCAUCGUCCGACGACUACGAGAAAAUAGAGUUGGCGCCUAGAGUCGAGGAAGUGUCCUCUAACAUCCACACGGAAUCGAAAGAAAAGUCUUCGUACGCGGAUGGCGUGUUUCUAAAGUCCAAGUCCGCCAUCGACCUGACCAGGAACAGUUGUUUGGACGCUGGGUUGGGUCUGGAGGAAACAUUGGUCGAGGAAAAGUCGAUAUCGGAGUCGCCAGCUGCCAACGACGACUGCAAUCUCGGCAAGAAGAAGAAACACUUUGCCAAAAAUGUGCUGCAUUUCGUGCCUGAGUACCUCGUGAGGGGGCCGAGGGCCACGAAGAAGAAGAAGAAGAGCAAUCUCAGCGUGUCGCUGACUUCCCUGAAACCGAGAUCUGUAGACGCGAAAAGCGAAAUGAGUUACGAGUCCAGGUACAAGUCGAAGAGUUUGUCCAAGGACAAGUUGAAGGAUCUGAAAAUCUCCACGCCGACGAACUUCGUUCAUGUGGCGUCUGCUACCAAUCCGCGCCUGGUCCUCAACCAGUACGUGGUGGGAUUCGGGUUGGAGCAAGUUGUAAUUAAACACGCGGAAAAGUGUGCCACGUUGCCUCUUCUCAUCGGAAAGAACGAGGAUACCACCGAAAGUCUGGGGGGGCAACGAUCGAUCGUAGCCGAGAAAAUGCCCUUUCAUGGCUCGUCGACUCAUGGUAAAUGCAGCACUGGGCUGGACGAAGCGAACCUGAGACAAGAAUUCCUUCGCGAGCUGCGUGAAAGAUCGGCAAAAACAUUGGAGUUCAGCCAGCAGGUGAAAACGAGCGAAAAUCGAGCUGGCGCGCGCCAAAGGAAAAGAUACGAGCCGCAAUGCGAGCCGACUUCGCGAUCGCCGCGUGCCAAUUCGAGUUUUCUAUGGAGCAGCCAAACGAAGAACCUUUUACAGAAUUCAAGACUCGAGGCCCCACUAUCCGCGACGUUCGAGGACGUCGAUGGACAGGACUACGACGACGUUGGACCGUUGACGUUUUCCAAUCAGGAGGACUAUUACGAUGACGUGGGUUCACCUACGGCACUUCUCAACGGAGAUCACACCGACGACCUAGCAUCCAAAGAUUCCGAGUGCAUUUACGAUGAUGUUAUGGCUCUGACCAGCGCGACAUACGGUUCAGACAGUCGUUUUAAAGAGAGCGAUUGCUCGAACCUCGUUGAUAACGAGUCGAGUAUCAAGAACGUAUUGGGAAACGUUAACUGUGGUGACGACGAAUCAACCCAAGAAGAUUACGAUCAUUAUCUGUUCGUUACCAACGAUUAUUCCAGCGUGGAUGACGAGGAGACGAAUGAAAUGCAGGAUGACGAACAGGGUGUAUACGAUGACGUCGGUUUACCGAGCGAAGAAAAAGUCAACAGUCUCUACGCAGGCUCCACGACUGGUUCUAUCGUAGGCAAGGAAUCCGAGUGGGAGGACCUGGAGGAUCCGACGAUAGGUCGUUCCUGUCUCGCGAGGAAGAACGAUUUAUCUGGGAAAAGCACGGAGACACAGGUCGUUUCCAGCAAGAAGAAGGCUGGUCAAAGAUGGUCACGGAAUGUGAGGCGGCAACGUUCCAUGGCGUCCAGGAAAAGUCGGAAAUCUGUAACCAAACCGAUCCGCGAUUCUGCGUACUGCGACAACGCAUCCGACGGCACCACCUACGAGAGUCUGCAUUCCUUCGAAUCGGAUGAGUUCGAUUCCGACGUGGAGUCCGAUACGGAAUCGGAGACGAUCGACGUCAGGGUUCAAAGAUCCACGAGCAUCGGUGACGGCAAGGUUCCUAUCGAAACGGCCAACGUUUGCCUCAUGGAGGCGCCCACGAAACCCAAUCCUCCUCCACCACGCGAAGCUAGUCUAACUCAAACGUUGGGUAGGAGGAUGAAAAUGCUUCGAAGGACGUGGAGCAUCACCAAGGGAAGUCUCAGUCGCAUGCGGAGAAGAACGUCCGUCGACGACGACCAUUCCUGCGAGGACAUCAAGGAACCCUGCAACGAUCACCCAACCAUCGAUGGUGGAAGGUACUUUGGCUUCACCAGGCACUUUAAGAAAAGCGUUUCUGGCUUCUCGACGUUCUAUUUGAACGGUUACACAGCGAACAGCAGUAACGAAUCGACCAGGGCCAACGAUCAUCGCUCAAACAAGGAUCCAAUAUAUAGCAACAGAAAAUUGGAUCACUACAGCGUGCUAGCCGAUCAAGAACCUCUGUAUCAGUUUUAUGCGGCGGCGGCUGCCAGGGUGGCGUCUGACUCCAAUUCGGAUAGCUACGGGGAGGUCGAGGACACGAUGCCGUCGCGGUCGACAACGGAUUUUGCCAAAUUUGGGCACAGAACGUUGUGGUGCCAGACUCCGCAGGUCAUGAGCAGUGGUCUUUUACAACGUUUGAGCCCAGAGGAGAGGAAGAUACAGGAAGCAAAAUUUGAAAUUUUGACCUCGGAAGCCUCGUAUUUGAAUUCUCUUCGCGUUCUGGAGAACGAGUUUCUAGGCGAGUUUUCGACGAACGAAACGUUGACUUCCGUUGAGAAAGAGAAGCUAUUCGGUGGAAUUCCUGGGGUGCUACAGGCAUCGGAACAAUUUCUGACCGAACUCGAGACUUUGUGGAGGCAGGAUCCGAUGUUGCACGGUCUGCCUGACUUGUUGCUCAACUAUGCUGAUAAAUUCUUGGAUAUUUACGUGCCGUAUUGCUCGAAUCAAGUCAGCAUAGACACAACUCUCAAAGAUUUAAGAUCGCGAAAGGGAGUGAAAUUUUUAGAAAUGGUUACGCAAAUAGAAUCACGACCGGCUUGCCAAAGUUUGUCUUUGCAUUCUUUUCUAAUGUUGCCGAUGCAGCGAAUAACGAGGCUUCCAUUACUGGCCGAUGCAGUCGUUUCAAGAUUACCUAUCGAACACGCAGACAGACGCCAUUGGGAGACGGUGCUGUCGAGUUUAAGUAACGUCGUCGCGGAAUGUAACGAAGGUGCACGUGCUGCUGCACAGGAGGUGGAAAUGGAGUGUUUAGCCAGGAAAUUGGAGUAUUCUGUAAAAGUUACACCUAUCCCAUUAAAGGGGAAACAUCUAGUAAAAAGUGGACCGGUUGUACAGUUAUUAACAAAGGCUGACACAGAGUACAAGCUCACGUUCGGGAGGAAGUUCAACAAAACACCACUGUAUCUUUUACUAUUGACGGAUUACCUUCUAGUCGCAAAAUAUAAGUCUAAUACUCACAACGAAACGUAUACCGUGAUAGAUGCUUGUAAAAGGAGCCUGAUCGCUUUAGAAUCAGUUCCCGAAGAUUCGCCGUUCGCUGGACGUAACGCAAUGCUAUUGACUCUAUUAGAAAAUUAUUGUGGUCGCCAGAUUGAAUAUAUUUUAACCUGCGAAAGCAACACUGAAAGACAGAGGUGGCUGGAAGCUGUUUCACCUUCGAAAGAAGGUUUAGUUGGCGAGACUCUUUACGAGGUGUGGGACUGCCCUCAAGUAGUGGCUCUGUACUGUUAUUCUCCGACGCAACCAGACGAAUUAACUUUGCAUCCAGGAGAUGUCAUAAACGUUCUUCGCAAAAUGUCGGACGGUUGGUUCCAUGGUGAAAAAUUGCUGGACGGUGAACAAGGCUGGUUCCCUGGAAAUUACACGAAAGAAGUCGCCUCGGAGCAUGUUCGUGCAAGAAAUCUUAAACAAAGGCACCGGCUCCUCGCGUUAAGCGGGAGUGCGUUGCAACGAAAAGCAAAACAAUCUGCCAUUUAUUAAGCGAUUAAAUUAUGACUCACCAAUUUAAAUAAUAUAAUUUUGAAUAAAACUUUUAGCGAUACUUUUGUUGAAGAAUUCCCUAACUACUUUUGUUCUUAAUUACAGGCCUUUACGGUAGCGUAGUAUCGUUGUCGCUUGGAUUGGAUACAUUCAUAAACAUCCGUAACAAAAGUAUGCUAUUAUUUAUUAUAGUAUAAGUACAAGUAUAAGUACAAUAUAAACUUUUCUAAUCAAUUCAUCGAUCCAUAAAUAUAAUUCGCAUGUCUGUAUUAGUAUGCUGACAGUUAAAAAAAUGAAUGACAAUAAUGUUUCUAAAUGAUAAGAGGAAUGUUUCAUGCAUAUAAAUAUGAAACCCAGUACAGUCUUAUGCUAAUGCUUUUAGUUUUUUGUGAAGAUGAAGUAUUAUGUUAUUAUCAAGAAUACGGUAAACUUUUAGCUAAGGAAAAUACAUAACAUUCUGAAAGUAAGGAAUUCUACGUUUUCAGGUUGGAAGUCCCGUAAGUUUGACAUUAUCACAAUAAACGUAGCGAAUACCUUUA